Messenger RNA from Micropterus dolomieu (smallmouth bass), 2169 nucleotides. RefSeq names its product musashi RNA binding protein 1b (gene msi1b). The record is from RefSeq and is a predicted model, not a curated record. The coding region runs from base 608 to 1669 and encodes 353 amino acids. Lineage: Eukaryota; Metazoa; Chordata; Actinopteri; Centrarchiformes; Centrarchidae. Gene Ontology annotation, cellular component: cytoplasm. Gene Ontology annotation, molecular function: RNA binding. The transcript is spliced from 15 exons.
UUAGACACAUGCAGUUCAGUUGAUCCAGUAAUGCCUUUCACUUUUCAUAAAUAUCAUCACAAUAUCUUUUUUGACAUUUCUGUAGAAAGAAUUUACAAUUACUACCCAUCCCUAACUAUGAAGGCCUAUGUGGUCUUUACUAUUAAAUUAUAACUUGGUAUUUCUUUUUUAUUUAAACCAUCCAUUCGUCCAUUCAUUAUCUAUAACUGCUGAUUAUUUAUAGAGGUUUAUGUCUGUUGUUGCGCACCUAGUCACCAAAGCAAAUUCCUUGUUUGUGUAAAAACUGCGUGGUAUUAAAACUGUGAUUAUGUUGCGUCUCCACCGGGUUUUUAUUUUUGAAAGGCUUCAGCGGAAGCGAUGCGUUUGAUAUCUGCAGCCUUGACGCCGGCACCGGUGGUGGGAUGAGAGAGAGGCAGCAGCGUGGGGGGGGGGGCUGACUGGAGGAGGAGUCUGUCCCAGGCUGCAUCUGGCCCAGCUCCCCUCUCUGCCACCCCGGGCCAAACCCGCCCAGCUCCUCUCACUCAUUCUCCGCCUGUUCUCCCGCACGGCUCGGCUCGGAUACACGCAGCAGCACUCUCUCACUCAUAACGCACAGCGAGGACACGGAAUGGAGACGGAAGGGAGCCAGAGCAGCCUGUCCACCACGGACUCCCCACACGACCCCUGCAAAAUGUUCAUAGGUGGACUCAGCUGGCAAACAACACAAGAGGGUUUGAAGGAGUACUUCUGCAAGUACGGCGAGGUGAAGGAGUGUAUGGUGAUGCGAGAUCCGGUUACUAAGCGCUCGAGAGGGUUUGGAUUCGUCACCUUUGUUGAUCAGGCCGGCGUGGAUAAAGUUUUGGCCCAAACCAGGCAUGAGUUGGACUCCAAAACAAUCGAUCCAAAGGUUGCAUUCCCUCGCAGAGCUCAGCCCAAGUUAGUGACUCGAACCAAGAAGAUCUUUGUUGGAGGCCUUUCAGUGAACACAACCAUCGAGGACGUGAAACAGUACUUUGACCAGUUUGGGAAGGUCGACGAUGCCAUGCUCAUGUUCGACAAGACCACCAACCGGCACAGAGGGUUUGGCUUUGUGACGUUCGAGAACGAGGAUGUGGUGGAGAAAGUCUGCGAGAUCCACUUCCAUGAGAUCAACAACAAAAUGGUGGAGUGCAAGAAAGCUCAGCCCAAGGAGGUGAUGUCCCCCACGGGCUCAGCCAGGGGGCGCUCUCGUGUGAUGCCCUAUGGAAUGGACGCCUUCAUGCUGGGAAUUGGUAUGCUGGGUUAUCCAGGCUUCCAGACAGCAACCUACACUAGUCGGAGCUAUGCUGGCAUCACUCCUGGAUAUACCUACCAGUUCCCUGAGUUCCACUUAGAGAGGACUCCCCUUCUGACUUCACCCCACCCCCCUGAGCUCACAGCCAUUCCUCUCACAGCAUAUGGACCAAUGGCAGCGGCAGCGGCAGCAGCAGCAGUAGUUAGAGGCUCCAACCGGGGCUCAGCUGGAUUUUUAGGUACAAGCAGCCCGGGCCCGAUGGCAGACCUGUAUGGCGCAGCCAGUCAAGAGUCGGCGGUCAGCAGUUACCUCAGCGCUGCCAGCCCCGCCCCAAGCACUGGAUUCAGCCAUAGUUUGGGGUUUGUACUCCCACAGGGCCCUUUGAUCGCCACGGCCUUCACUAACGGCUACCACUGAGAGUUGCAGAGCUGUAGACUGAGAGCUGGAAGGAGUUGAAGCUGCUUUGGAGCUGAUCUGGCCUGUCUCGGUCCAGUCCACCUCUCUGGCUGGGGCAGCUGAACCCCUCCACCCUGGUGUCAGCCUGAACCCAGCCAACCCUACUGACGCCUCACUAAACUCCACCUCCUGAGAAAAUAAAAGAAGAAGAAAAAAACGUCAUGAAAGGAGUGAAAAUGGUUAUCACUACAUGUAAUAGCAACACAUAAAGAUGCUGUAUUUUUAGUGUUUUGUUUUUUUAUGUUGUUAUGUUUCACCUUGCUGUUUUUUUUUUUUUUGUGAUGGCUGCGUUGUUUCUUUAUCUGUUUUGACUGUGUUUUAUUGGGUUAUUUGACCUCAGAACCUGAUCUCUCUGAGAAAAGAGGAGAAAAAAAAUCUCCAAGUGAAGCUUGUUUGAAGGUCAGGAGCUGUACUUUGUACUGGAAAACUGUAUAUUUGUCACUAGUUCAUACUGAAUUUUA